GAGGGAGGGGUUAUUAUGCCGAAAUUGGAGAAUGCUACUGCCAAAGCUGAGCUGGGGAGAGCGGCGUGGCGAGUAUUGCAUCUUAUGACCCUUCGAUAUCCAGAGUCCCCCACACCAGACGACCGCACCGCCCUCAAAUCCUACUUUCAACUCUUUGCCCGUCUCUACCCAUGUGGGGAAUGCGCCGAAGAAUUCCAGGCUCUUCUCAAGCAAUAUCCACCUCAGACGUCAAGUCGGAAAACAGCGUCAAUGUGGCUGUGCAGCGUGCAUAAUCGGAUCAACGAACGGUUGGGCAAGGCGGAGUUUGACUGUUUGACGUUGAAUGAGGUGUAUGAUUGUGGGUGUGGGCCAGAG
Molecule: messenger RNA, 354 nt
Organism: Dioszegia hungarica
Lineage: Eukaryota; Fungi; Basidiomycota; Tremellomycetes; Tremellales; Bulleribasidiaceae
Product: ERV/ALR sulfhydryl oxidase domain-containing protein
Exons: 4
Cellular component (GO): mitochondrion
Molecular function (GO): flavin adenine dinucleotide binding; flavin-dependent sulfhydryl oxidase activity
Source: RefSeq, a predicted model, not a curated record